Drosophila navojoa is the source of this 748-nucleotide messenger RNA. RefSeq lists its product as uncharacterized. The record is from RefSeq and is a predicted model, not a curated record. NCBI's taxonomy places the organism in Eukaryota, Metazoa, Arthropoda, Insecta, Diptera, Drosophilidae.
CUGCAGUUGCAAUUCGAGAUGCGGCGUCUGCUCUUCGCCGUCUUCCUUGGGAUUUCGCUGGGCAGCCGUGACGCUCGGGCUGCUUGCUAUGUGUGCGACUCGGUCAGCAAUGUGGCUUGCAUCUCGAAAAGCCAGUUUCAGUUCUGUGCAAACAAUCAGCCAAUUGGACCCAUCAACUCCUGCCCGGCGGGCAGCUACUGCUCCGGCCAGUCGACGAUUUGCAACCAGAGCCCGGCACUUAGAGCCUGUGACAGCUGUGGCGAGUGCAAUGAACAGGGCGUCUUUGCCUGCACUGGGCCACGCACCUUUGCCCUGUGCCUGGGCGGUCGUCGGCCCUCAACGACCCUGACGUCUAGCUGCACUGGCGAUCUGGUGUGCAACAUCUAUCUGCGGGAGAUAUGCGGCAAUGCAGCAGUGACAAGUGCCACAUGCGCUGAGCGGGCGACAACCACAGAGCCAAUCACCACAGCUGGCACCACAACAGAGAGCACCGCCCUGUCCCCAGACGCCUUUUGCCGAGCUUCCUUCAAGGGUAUUCCCAUCCAUGCCAUUCCCAAUGACACCGUUUGCACCAGCUACAUCUACUGUCGUUUCUAUAUAAAUACGUGGGUGGGUCGCAUUAUCGAUUGUCCUGCAGCGAAUCCCUACUUCAAUGGCUGGACUCGUUGCUGUGGCACUGUAAAAUCCACUCGACCCGGCUGUCUGCAAGAAUAAAUGCACAGCAUUAACAAGUUAAACUUUUUUAACA